Molecule: messenger RNA, 1461 nt
Organism: Orycteropus afer afer
Lineage: Eukaryota; Metazoa; Chordata; Mammalia; Tubulidentata; Orycteropodidae
Product: interferon-induced protein with tetratricopeptide repeats 3
Biological process (GO): defense response to virus
Cellular component (GO): cytosol
Molecular function (GO): protein binding
Source: RefSeq, a predicted model, not a curated record
AGCUCCAAGAAUUCCCUGGAGAAAAUCCUUCCGCAGCUGAAAUGUCAUUUCACGUGGCAUUUACUCAAGAAAGAAAGUGUCUCAUCUGAUCUAGAAGACAGAGUGUGUAACCAGAUUGAAUUUUUAAACACUGAGUUCAAAGCUACUAUGUACAAUUUAUUGGCCUACAUAAAACAUCUGAAUGGUCAAAACGAGGCCGCCCUGGAAUGCUUACAGCAAGCUGAAGAGUUGAUCCAGCGAGAGCACGCUGACCAAGCAGAAAUCAGAAGUUUGGUCACCUGGGGAAACUAUGCCUGGGUCUACUAUCACAUGGGCAGGUUCUCAGAAGCACAAGAUUACAUAGACAAGGUGAAACAAGCCUGUGAGAAGUUUUCAAAUCCUUAUAGUCUUGAGUGUCCUGAGCUAGACGGUGAGGAAGGGUGGACAAGGUUAAGGUGUGGAGGAAAGCACAGUGAAAGGGCGAAGGUAUGUUUUGAGAAGGCUCUGGAAGACAAACCCAACAACCCAGAAUUUUCCUCUGGAUUGGCAAUUGCCAUAUAUUGUCUGCAUGACGAGCCACAGAAGCAGUUAGCUGUUGACACUCUGAAGCAGGCCAUUGAGAUAAAUCCUGACCACCAGUAUAUUAAAGUUCUCUUGGCUCUGAAACUGCAGAAGAUGAAUAGAGAAGCUGAAGGGGAGCCGUUGGUUGAAGAGGCCCUGAAGAAAGCUCCUUACCAAACAGAUGUCCUUCGCAGUGCAGCCAAAUUUUACAAAACGAAACGUGACCUAGACAAAGCUAUUGAACUAUUUUUAAGGGCAUUGGAAUCCAUGCCAAACAAUGGUUACCUCUAUCACCAGAUCGGAUGUUGCUACAAGAAAAAAAUCAAGCAAAUAUGGAACAUAGGAGGAUAUACAGCUAAUGGGAAUAAGGAGAAGGGUGAAGAACUAAGAGGAUAUGCUAUAGACUAUAUGAAGAAAGCUCUUGACAAGAAAAUAAAUGAUCCUUUUGUAUAUGCUGAUCUCGCUGAACUCCUGGCAAAAAGAGGUCAGUACAAAGAAGCAGAAGAAUAUUACCAGACAGCAUUCAGUAAUAACACCAAGAGGCAGCAACUCCAUCAGUGCCAUGGUGACUUUCAGGGCUAUCACAGGAAGUCGGAACAUUAUUUAGAGGGUUUGCCAAUAGGCAAAGAAUCAGCAGAGGAGGAAAAGAUGCAAUGCCAGCUGCAGAACACAGAUGAAAAUCAGCUUUCACUAAAUGCACCAAAUUUUUGGUAUCAGCAAGGAUUAAUUCACAAGAUGAAGGGAGAUAUACUGCAAGCGGUGGAAUGCUAUGAGAAGGAGUUGGGCCGCCUACUAAGGAAUACUUCUUCAGGUAUAGGCAGCUUGUUCCUGCCAGCAUCGGAGCUUGAGGAAGGCAGUGAGGAGAGGGCCCAGAGCACAUAUGGCUCCACUCCCAGAGAGCCCCCCCAACCCCUGAGCUGA